CAAGCUACUUGGAAAUUGGAAUCAUAUUCUGCGAUUGUGUUUAUUUGCAGAACUGAAGAAUGACUCUGAAGGUGCUAACCGCAACAGUAUCGACGUUUGAUUCUGUGUUUGAGAAGUUCCGAUCAGAGGUUCCUCAACACAGAGCCAACCUCGUUCUCUUCUUGGCUGAUAAUGAUCCUUCCACCUCUCUCAGCUGGUGCCCUGACUGUGUGAGAGCUGAGCCAGUGAUUCUCAAGAAGCUAGAGGCUUCACCUUAUGAAAUUGCACUUUUGAAAGCUUAUGUUGGAGAUAGACCAACAUGGAGGAACCCACACCAUCCAUGGAGGGUGGAUCCUAAGUUUAAGCUCGCUGGUGUGCCAACGCUGAUCCGUUGGGAGAAUGAUGCUGUCACAGGUCGCCUCGAGGAUCAUGAAGCUCAUCGUGAGAACAAAAUUGAAGCACUUGUUGCCGACAAAUGAUUGCCUGCCUCUAUGUUUCAGAUAGUUUCUAUCACCAUGUAGUUUGAACUCUUUGUGAUGUACUCUGUAUAUGGCUUUACUAGUAAAAGCAUAUGUAUUCUGAAUGAUGAGUACUAAUAAUGGUCACAAGGAAAUGCUUGAAUAAUAUUGCAGACAGUGAUUGGUUCU
Molecule: messenger RNA, 626 nt
Organism: Vicia villosa (hairy vetch)
Lineage: Eukaryota; Viridiplantae; Streptophyta; Magnoliopsida; Fabales; Fabaceae
Product: thioredoxin-like protein Clot
Exons: 2
Coding region: 60-458 (132 amino acids)
Cellular component (GO): cytosol
Molecular function (GO): protein-disulfide reductase [NAD(P)H] activity
Source: RefSeq, a predicted model, not a curated record